AUGAACAGCGAGCUGAGCGAGGACAGCGAGGGGAAGUUGGAAUCACUCGAAGAAUACAUUGACUGGUACUUCGACACUACAGUCAUGAAGAAGAACCUCAAUACAUCUUCCCCGGGAAAAAUUGACAUGGAUAGUUGCGCAACACAGGCCAGACAUUACAAGACUCUGCAGGAGAUUUAUAAGAAGCCAAAACCCAACCAAGAUGCUGUCUGCCAACUCCUUGACCUUGAGUUUCAGUCAAGAAGAGCCUUCAUUGAUGGAGAUGUACUGAAAGAAGAGGAUAGGCCAACAAAGAUUCUGGAGGCAUAUCCAUGUUUCAAGGAGCUUCACAAUGUAAUGGAUGAGCUGCGGCGGAUCCUGGAUAAGGGCAACAGCAAAUUCAUAGCUGAAGUAAAGAAGAGAUGGGAAGACUUCUGCUCCAUGGUACAGUUUUAUGGUGUUUGGAAGAAGGUGUUGAAACCACUUAUGAACCUGGGUAAAGUGGAAUACAACAUAGCCCUGUUCAGGGCACUUCCCACACUCUUCCCCUCACCAGCUGUGCCACCUAAGAAACUGGGACAUGCCAGUGAGGCACUGCUUCAUGUCCUUCAGCCAACAGAAAAUCCAGCCGUGUACCUCCAGAGGAGAUCUCUCUUCAGCCCUGUUUUGCUUUUCGAUGGAUCUCGCUGUCUUGUGGUAAUUGGAACCACUCCGAUCACCACAUUUGCCAAAGAAGACCUCAGUCAAGGUUUGCUUUAUCUGAUGGCAUACUACUACACCCUGCAUCUCACCUAUCCAAAGUGUGUGGCAACCCUUCUGUCUGUCAUUCAGACUGAAGUGUUAAAGGACAGUAUCCAUGAGCGAGACACCACAGGGUGAUAUAAAAAAGCCAUGGCAGAGUGGAAGGGUUUCAUUGAGGAGUAGAGCUGCUCAGAUGCAUGUAAUUUUUAUAUCUGUGGUGGAAAGUUUUUUGGGUUUUUUUGACCUGAUAAAGAGUUAUAUAGACAGUUUUAGUAGCUUUGAACGUUGAUCACAGUUAAUAAACUGGUAAACAGUUGUGACAAACACAAAGUAAUGUAACUUUACCAUGACUUUGUCCUGUAAGUGAAAGUUACUAUUAGUUUAAUAAUAAUCACAGUGUAAAAUGUCUGACAUUACAUUAUAACCUCAACAGUAUUAUUUCUGUGGGUUUUUUUGCACAUUCAUGUCUGCAGUGCUUUGAGCAAUUGUUACUAUUUGGAGAAACAAUUCAA
Messenger RNA from Paramormyrops kingsleyae, 1232 nucleotides. Lineage: Eukaryota; Metazoa; Chordata; Actinopteri; Osteoglossiformes; Mormyridae. The record is from RefSeq and is a predicted model, not a curated record.